AUGGAAGAUGUAUAUAUUUGUGUGGAUAAUUUUGCCCAUGAUUAUGGAUUCGAGAAUCUAAGUAGUGGGCCUAAUGCCUUCUAUGGGCUUUUCGAUGGGCAUGGGGGAAAGCAUGCUAUUGAUUUUGCCUGUUGUCACUUGUUGAUGAUCAUUCUUGAAGACGAAGACUUUCGUCACGAGAUCAAGAAGGUCAUUACUUCUGCCUUCUUACAGACUGAUGUCGCCUUUGCCGAAGCAUGCUCAUUAGAUGCAGCCCUCGCUUCUGGAACCAUAGCAUUGGCAGUAACAGUCAUGAGGAGAUUACUAGUGGUAGCUAAUGCUGGAGAUUGUAGAGCAGUCCUAUGUCGCCGAGGGAAAGCAAUUGAGAUGUCAAUGGACCACAAGCCUAUAUGCGUCAAAGAACGGAAACGGAUUGGGGCUUUCGGAGGUUAUGUCUAUGACGGGUACCUCAAUGGGCAACUAAAAGCAAUUUUAUCUCUUAAACGCAAUUUUAUCUCUUAG
This is a messenger RNA of Punica granatum (pomegranate), 501 nucleotides long. Lineage: Eukaryota; Viridiplantae; Streptophyta; Magnoliopsida; Myrtales; Lythraceae. The record is from RefSeq and is a predicted model, not a curated record.